GGACCACAGUCGCACACAGCUGUCACACGGAGCUCUGAGCUGCCCAAUCCCUCUCUCUCCACCAACGCCGGUGCUGACCGGCAUCCUCUAUUCAAACUCUGCGCAUUCUGCAUCUAAAAGUUCCUCUCAUGCAGGGAGAUUUAGCAGAAAAGCGAGAGCAGGCAGCACUCGGGCACUUCCAGCCGUGGCUCUGCGCUGCUUUUAACCCCAGCCGAGCAGAGGCGGCGCAGAUGUGGGGGGAGCAGGGUGCUGCGCGUCCCUCCUGCUCCUUCUGCCGCGGGGACCAAGGACUCCUGCCGCUGGAUUUUUCCCCCUCUAUCAGUGGUCUUUAACACCAUCACAGCAUGCAGCACAAUGCUUUAAAACAGCAAAGCUUCUGGAAAACCCAAACAAAAGGAACGUCACCAGGUGACGUCAGCCUAUAUAGAGCCCUGUGUGGUCGCAGCGCAUAAGCAAAUCCAUUCUUGUACCGCUUCCCUGAAAAGCUUUUCAGUAAAUGCACUCAUGCUACUACAGGAGCUUCUCUCAGCAAUAAGCCACCCAUCUGCCAUCAACAAGUUAGGACUAAAGGAAGCCACAGCUGCGGAAAAGGAAAACGUGAGCUUCAAUUAACCAGCUGAGCAGCCACGGAGGACGAAAACUUGUAUUAAGAUUUAAAAAUUGCAGACCUGUCAGCGGAGAUCAAGGCAGCAAUUUCAAAAGGAAUAUUCCAAGAGAGCAUCGUGGAUUUUGCACUAAUAUCAAAGGACACUAAACCCAGUCAAUUAUUCAAGGCUGUCUUACAUUAGAGCCUUUCACAGACUCACGGCGUUGAGUCUCAAACUACGACUGAAUGCACCCUCCAAUGUACUCAAAAGAAUGGGCUUACAUUUCAAGUGGCCAUUAGGGGCUCGUAUGCUGGCAGCACUAUAUGCAAUGAGUAUGGUUUUAAAAAUGCUGCCUGCCUUGGGCAUGGCUUGUCCACCAAAAUGUCGCUGUGAGAAGCUGCUCUUUUACUGUGACUCUCAGGGGUUUCACUCAGUGCCAAACACCACUGAAAAGGGCUCGCUAGGUUUGUCACUGAGGCACAAUUUUAUUUCUGAACUUGAAAGGGAUCAAUUUGCAAGCUUCAGUCAACUUACUUGGCUUCACUUAGAUCAUAAUCAAAUUGCAACAGUCAGAGAAGAUUCUUUUCAAGGACUGUAUAAACUUAAGGAAUUAGUCUUAAGUUCCAACAAAAUCUUUCAUUUGCCAAACACAACUUUUAGCCAGCUGCUUAACCUGCAGAAUUUGGACCUCUCUUUUAAUCAGUUAUCCUCUCUGCACCCCGAGCUCUUCUACGGCCUUCGCAAGCUACAGACCUUGCACUUGCGAUCCAACUCCCUGCGGACCAUCCCGGUCCGCCUGUUCUGGGACUGUCGUAGCCUGGAAUUCCUGGAUUUGAGCACAAACCGCUUGCGAAGUUUGGCUCGCAAUGGAUUUGCGGGAUUAAUCAAGCUGAGGGAGCUUCACCUAGAGCACAACCAGCUGACAAAGAUUAAUUUUGCUCACUUCCUCCGGCUGAGCAGCCUGCACACGCUCUUCUUGCAGUGGAACAAAAUUAGCAACUUGACAUGUGGGAUGGAGUGGACCUGGGGCACCUUAGCAAAGCUUGAUUUGACUGGAAAUGAAAUCAAAGCCAUCGACCUCACCGUCUUUGAAACUAUGCCUAACCUUAAAACCCUCCUCAUGGAUAACAACAAGCUCACCACUCUGGAUUCCAAGAUCCUGAGCUCGCUGACAUCCCUCACCACCGUGGGCCUCUCCGGCAAUCUGUGGGAAUGCAGCCCAAAGAUCUGCUCCUUGGCCACAUGGUUGAGUGGCUUCCAAGGUCGGUGGGAGCACUCCAUCCUCUGCCACAGCCCCGACCACACCCAGGGAGAGGAUAUUCUGGAUGCAGUGUAUGGUUUUCAGCUUUGCUGGAAUUUAUCGACUGUGGUUACCCCCGUGGCUACGACGUCGUACACAGCUCCAACUACCGAGUACACGAAAAGAAUAAGCUCUUCUCAUUUCCAUGUGGGAGACAAAGAGAUUCCAACUACGGCAGGCAUGGUCGUUACCACCGAAGAACAGUUCCCCGAGCCAAACAAUGCCAUCUUCACUCAGAGGGUAAUUACAGGAACAAUGGCUUUAUUGUUUUCUUUCUUUUUUAUCAUUUUUAUAGUGUUCAUCUCCAGGAAGUGCUGCCCUCCCACACUAAGAAGAAUUAGGCAGUGCUCAAUGAUUCAAAACCACAGGCAGCUCCGAUCCCAAACGAGGCUGCAUAUGGCCAACAUGUCAGACCAAGGACCCUAUAACGAGUAUGAACCCACCCACGAAGGACCCUUCAUCAUCAUCAAUGGCUACGGACAGUGCAAGUGCCAGCAGCUGCCCUACAAAGAAUGUGAAGUAUAAUACCUACAGCCCAUCACAAAGUAAAUCAGAUAAGUAACCUACUUUAAAAUUGUAGGGACCUACAUCAGAUUCUAAUUUUUACAAAUGUUGACAUAAAGCCUAAUUUUCCAAGCUACUUAAUGGAAACAUUGUUUAUGGAGUGGUGCAGUAUUUUUAAGUUUUUUAAAAAAUAAAUCCAUAAUAUUUUCAGUGUUAAAGAAGCAAUGAUUACAUUAAACUUGCACUCCUAAUGUUUAAAAGUCAAAAGAGAUGCUCACCUCAAACUAUGUAAAAUGUUUCAUGUUAUGUAAUUAUAUGACUGUGUGUAAACAUUUAUACCCGAGUCUCCAUAUUCUACUUUUUCUACUGCAAACAGUCCGAGGGGAAGGAUACUGGAUAUCUGUGCAGGGAUCUGUUUGUUCCACUGCAGCUGGAGGAUCCCAAACACUGCAGCUGGCUCCGGGCACUUUAAGGGCAGCCAGGGAGGAAGAUUUUCCUCCUCUGAGCAUUUCACUCCAGUAAGAGAAGGGAGGGAAAACAAAAAGGAAAAAUGAAAAAUAGCAACAAAGAUCCAGGUGGGAAUUUCAGUGUGUUGGGGUGAAUUUAUUUGAAAUAGUUUUGCUCUGUGCACGUUCACGGCUCGGCUCGCUGAAAGGGACGGAAAGGAGCAGCUCACACAGGCACACACACAUGGGCACACACAGGGGCAGGGUGGGCACACACAGGGGCAGGGUGGGCACACACAGAGCCCUAGAUAAGUCAGGCACACACAUGGGCAAGACACACACAGCCCCAGGCAGGAUGGGCACACACACACAGAGCCCUGGACAAGCUGGGCACACACACCCAGGAGCAGGAUGGACACAGACAGGAGCAGGAUAGGUACACACACCCAGGAACAGGAUAGGCACACACCCAGGAGCAGGAUGAGCAGGAUGGACACCCACAUACACACACAGGAGCAGGAUGGACACACAGCCCCAGGCAGGAUGGACACACACCAGAGCAGGACGGACACAUACAUGAGCAUACACACACAGUCCCAGGUAGGAUAGCCACACACACACAAGAGCAGGAUGAGCAGGAUGGACACACAGCCCGGGGCAGGAUGCACACACAGCCCCAGGCAGGAUGGACACACAGCCCCAGGCAGGAUGGACACACGCUCCCCCAGGAACAGGACAGCUCUCCAUGUGCCCCCAAAUUGGCAGUGCAGCUUCUUUAGGGAGGCUCAGCACACCGGGAUCGAUUGGAAAUAUUUAUUAAGUACAUUCAGUCCUCGGCUCCUUGGUUUCACUUGAUGAUGCUUUUCAUGAAUUCAGGCUAAUUACUUAAUGACGAUGAACAAACAGCAUUUCAACACCUUUUCAUGUGUAAAUACCCUUAAUGCAAGGUUCUCUUAAUUAAAAGCAAAUAUCAACAGGGAGGUUAUGGAGAAGAGGGAAGGAAGAAAGGAAGGAAGAAGCCUCUCUUUGUCCCCCUGCUGCCCCCCCAGCUGAGGCUUCCUCUCGCUGGGAAGCUAUUUUCAUGCACUAACUCCACUGGUUUCUCUGGAGACAGAAUUAGCCCCUGUAAUAUAAGCUCUCACUUGUCCUCCUCUUCCAGAAUUCAAGAUAAAAAAAGACCCCUUCUGAUAAGUUAGGAGAAUAUGAUUAGUUAAUAGAAUAGUUCACUGAAAAAUGUUUUGUUUCUUACUUGACAUGGGACAGAAUCUAAACUAGUAUGACUUUUUAAAAAAUCAUAUAUAAAUAUAUAUAUACACACACACCCCUCAUUCUAAGGGGUAAUUUGGUUUCUUUAGCCAGAAGUACCAUAUUGCUAUUUAUACUCUAUUAUGGAAUUAUAUGUAAAUAUUUGCAGAUCUAUGCAGUGAUGGUGGUACUCAGAUGCCACAAUGGUGGGGGGUGGGGGGGUCUGCAAAGGAUUACAUUAUUUUUAAGUCAACUGCUCAAAUAUUGUAAACAUUCUAACCAAAGCUAAAAGAUUCAGAGGGAUGGAGAAUUAUUUUAUAUAUAUAUACAUGUAUGUAUAACUAAAAAAUGUGUUGUGUCCAAUGCUGCAGUGUUAAACAAUUACCAGCACACCCCAAUGAAGAAACAAAAUUCCUCACAGUGUUGCCAUACCUUGACCAAAUCCAUAAUUACAGUAUGCUAAUUGUGAUGUACUAAACUAUCCUACAAACUUCUUAAGCAGAAAAACCACUGCAUAAAAAUCUGUUUGCUAUUUCACUCUGCUUUUCUCUCUGUAUUACCACUUAGUGAGGUAUUUAGGGUGCAAUUAUACAGCAGUUUGAUGUUUUCUUGUGAGAUGAAUUCGUCCAAGGCAAUUAUAGCAAAAUAAGUAACUUCUGUUAAGAUUUAACAUAAAGGUUUUUCAAUUGCUGGUUUUGAAGAUAUUAAUUUGCAUCAUUUUACUUCUACAUACAGUGCCCUUAUUAUAAAACCAAUAUUUUGUUUACUUCCCUUGACUCUGUACUUUAAUGGAAGAGAUCCAGUGAAGCCUAAUGGAUUUCCAUAGAGAUAUCUUUGAACUCUCGUUACUGUUAACACUAAGAUGAGUCCAUUUACACCUGUUCUGGGAAAUUAAUUACUGCUUUUAACUGACUACAAAAAAUCCUGCAGGGUAGGGGACAAAGAGCAGAUAUUCUGGAUGAUUAAAUCCCAUGUGAGGCAGAAGGCCAGAGCUAGGCUGAGAAAUACAGACUCAUACUGGUCCCCAGGGGUAUUUAGCUGACUGCAGGAAGAUUUGUUUUGCCCCUCCCCAUAGCUAAGCUCUCCCAAGGCCCAGGAGGCUGCUCUAGGGGCAGGUGAGAGGGCACAGAGUGGGCAUCACUGUCUGUGCAUCUCCCUCACCCUGCACUGCCUGGCACAGGCCAGCUCUGGGAGCCUGGGGAAAGGCACUUGGGGACAACUUCCACCCACAGCUGCAGGGUGCCAGCACAGACAGAGUUACCACUGAGCUCCUUAACCACCCUGGCAGCCAAAUAACCUGGCUGUGCUGCCAUCCCCCAUCAGAUGUCCCCACUGAACUCUGAUGGUCCCAGCUGCACCUGCAGGAAGCAAUCCCACCUGGUCCUGCAGAAGCCCUGCAGAAACCCUGCCUGCCUGACAGGCCAAGGGCUACCACCUCAGUCUUCCACAUGGCAACAAGUGGCUGCUUGAUGAGGAGCUGAGGUUCCUCCAGGGGAGGUGCUUUCCCAACAGCCCAGCUCCAUCCCACUCCAUCUUUAUGAGCUUUUCAUGGCACCCAAGAAGAGCAAAGACAGACACUCCAGCAAUGCUGGAAUUAACCUUCUUCUCCAUCCCUGCCACUCAUGGCGAUUUUCCAAGCACUAAGGCACUGUUCCAGCACCUCUCCAAACAAACCCACCCAGGUACCCGAGUUCUCCCUCCCAGGUUCCACUGGUCCCACAGUGCUUGGCUUGCAGGGAGCAGAGCAGGCAGAGCCCUGUACUCCACACUAACCCACAGCCAAUCUCCCAAAUGCCGUGCUUCACGUCUGCUAUUCCCAAACCCAUUUGUUGCCAGGUUCCAGGCAUAAGCAAAGCCAUUCAGCAAACGUUACAUUUAGGGUAACAGGUAUCAUAAAACUCACAGAAUGUCAAACAGUAGCAGUGAAGUCAACUUGAAUUCCCUGUGGAGGGACAGCAAGCACCAGGCAGAGCCAUCGCUCUGCACAAGGACAUGGCCAGAGGCUGUUAAUGUUUUUUAUUUUAAAGUUACUGUCUUCCAUUCACAAUUGCUUGUGACUCUUCCAGGCAAGAAGGGGAUUGGAAUAAUUGUGCUACUCAGCAGUCCCUGAUUUAUUUUGUUGAUGGAACAAGAACCACGAUGAUUUGGUUUAAAUUAAUCGUAUUUCAGUACGAGCAGUGGCUGAUGACAGGAGCUUGUUAUCCCUCCCUCCCCCAAAUACCAUCUCUGCUGCACAGCCUCGGUUUGUACAGAUCCUACACUGCUUACAGGUGCUUCAACGCCUCCAGGCACAACCUCAGAGGUCUUUGGGUCUUUUAGAAACAGAAUUUAUUGUACUGCUCUUGUGGUCCUCAUCCCAUCCAAAGAUCUCCUCCAUCCUCGCUGAUCUCCAGGCAGCUCCCCCUGCUCCCACCCUCAUGUCAGUGAAAUGGAAACCCAGCAGCACAAGUUCAGCUUUUGAGUCAUUCUCCUGGAACAGGCUGAAUUAAUGCUCCCAGUUAGUCUCUCUGCAUUAGAUCAGUGUUUAAAUGCACACAAGUAAAAAUUACCCGAUGAAGGGUGAAAUGGGUGAGUGUUCAGUCUCCAGCUGAAGUGUUCCUCUGCACUGAGCUCCCGUUCCCUAUCAGAUGGAAACAAAAUGAAUGCUGCUCCAUCUCUGCUUGGCUUUGUUUGCUUCUCCCCCAAGCAGAAAUGAUCCGAUUUUUCAGUGAUCAGCCACAUGCAAAUCUGAGCAUCUGAGCUUCUGUCCCAUUACCCCCUUACAAGAUAGGGGCCUGUUGCUACCUUGUAAAAUCAGAAACAUCCCGUGGCUUUAAACUAGAAAUCUGCACUACACACUUAUUUUUAAUGUGUCUAAGAUAAUUUCUGUACUACUUUAAUGGAAAUAAAGUUGAUUUAAUUUUGUGA
This is a messenger RNA of Parus major (Great Tit), 6989 nucleotides long. RefSeq names its product leucine rich repeat transmembrane neuronal 2 (gene LRRTM2). Lineage: Eukaryota; Metazoa; Chordata; Aves; Passeriformes; Paridae. The coding region runs from base 859 to 2412 and encodes 517 amino acids. The record is from RefSeq and is a predicted model, not a curated record. The transcript has 2 exons. Gene Ontology annotation, molecular function: protein binding.